AUGCCUAGAUCAAAGCGGUCCAAGCUUGUGACUUUAGCUCAAACCGACAAAAAGGGAAAAGAAAAUAAAAUAAGGAUCUUUGAUGAAGUAAGGUCUGCCUUAGAUGAGUUUCGUUUUGUUUGGGUAAUCCGUCUGAUGAUGUUUCGUAUCUCAGUGUUGCAGGACAUAAGAAGUGACUGGACUGGGUCUCAAUUGUUGAUGGGAAAGAGAAAAGUAUUGGAAAAAGCAUUGGGAGAAAAGCCCGAAGAUGAGUACAAAGAUAACUUGCACAAACUCUCUAAAUCAUGCACUGGUGUGAGUGGGUUACUUUUCACUGAUGAGACUCCAGAGACCGUGACAGCUUACUUCUCAGCAUAUUCCAAACAAGAUUACUCUCGUGCUAAAACAAAGGCUCCAAUUGACUUCGUUAUUCCUGAGGGAAUAGUUUACUCGAGAGGUGGUCAAAUUCCUAUUGAAGAAGAUGUUCCUAUGUCUCAUUCUGUUGAAGAAACAUUGCGUAACAAGUUGAAGGUUCCAACAAGAAUCAAGUCGGGAAAGAUCACUUUGAGUGAGCCAUACGUCGUGUGUCGUAAAGGUGACACCUUGGAUGUUAGACAAGCAUUGUUGUUAAAGCAAUUCGGUGUCGCAGCCUCGGAAUUCAAGCCAGAGCUCGUUGCUUAUUUCGAUAACGAAGAUAACCAAGUUACGAAGGUAGACCAAAAUUAG
Molecule: messenger RNA, 705 nt
Organism: Meyerozyma guilliermondii ATCC 6260
Lineage: Eukaryota; Fungi; Ascomycota; Pichiomycetes; Serinales; Debaryomycetaceae
Gene: MRT4
Product: Mrt4p
Exons: 1
Coding region: 1-705 (234 amino acids)
Biological process (GO): ribosomal large subunit biogenesis; rRNA processing; nuclear-transcribed mRNA catabolic process
Cellular component (GO): preribosome, large subunit precursor; nucleolus
Molecular function (GO): RNA binding
Source: RefSeq, a predicted model, not a curated record